CAGAGGAGCGUCUCAAGCCUGGUACAGAGAACUCACCACUACUACGCAAGGAUCUACCACUACCACCACCACAGCCUUGCAUUGCAGCCGCGACAAUCAGCAUGGCAAACUUGUCUCUCUCUGAACGUCCAGGUGGUCGAAAGAGAAGAAGUGGCUUCAGAGCGGAGAACACGAUGAUCCCGACACUGGUGAUGCUCUCCUUCAUUCUGGUGGUAAGCGGGGUGGCGGCGACCCACUAUGACUACGAGAACCAAGACAAAUGGGGAGGCUCCUGCAACACCGGGGAAAAGCAGUCGCCCCUCAACUUCCGGACGGUUUUUCCUUCCUCUUUUCCUCCACUCAUCUUUAAGAAUUACGGCCUCAUCAACAUCACUUUAGAAAUCGACGAUCACCAUCUCAAAGCGAAUCUGGUGCCUCUGUCUCCAAACCGGCCUCAUCUUCUUGGUGGCGGCUUGAAUGGCAAGUAUGUGCUUGAUUCAUUUCACUUCCACUGGGGUAAGAACAACGAGGAGGGGUCUGAACACCGCCUGCUGAACUGCAACUUUGCCGGGGAGAUGCACUUCGUUCAUUACAAUCAGAAGUACAGGGAUGUGACAGAGGCCAGUAACAACACUGACGGCUUGGCGGUGCUCGCAGUGUGGUUGGAGGCUGCUGUGGACGACACUGAGGAUGAUGGGGAGUCGCUGCUAGAUGACAACAAUGAUGCUUCAUCAGACAACGAUCAUGCUGCAUCUACAAACUUCUGGCUGCAUAUGCUUGUACCCAACCGUCCCUUCGUGAACCACAUUCCUCGCCAGACAUUCUUGCGGCAUCUUUUCCCUCAGAAUACGCGCAGUUUUUACAAAUACAAAGGGUCGCUAACAACACCCCUGUGCUCGGAGACUGUGGUGUGGACGGUGUUCCGGGAUCCGGUUGUUGCUCCCCGGCGACUACUGUACUUCCUCAGAUCCCUCAGGUCCCCGCCAGGUCACGGGAGACUUAUUUCCAGGAACUUCCGAGACAUACAACAUCAAGGAAACAGGAGGGUUUACUUCAGCGAUAUUUCUGACCGGCACUUCGCGCAGUGCAGCAACGAGGUGCUGAGAAAGUAAGGCGGUGAUCCCUUGCGUCUCGAGGCAGCAGCUCUGAACACGCCACCCACCCAUGACUCGCGCCACUCUUUCUCUUGUUUUUAUUACGAGACUUCAAAACUCUUAUAUAGUGUGUUCGCAAAAGAAUAAAUAACAAAUCCUAGAACACUGUUUAGACCGGACUGUUGGCUUUCUUCUUUCAUCUUGUUUACGUAAAAGAUGUCUCUUUUUCACACUUUUUGGUGUGUUUUUUUCAUAACAUGAGAGAGACCUUGUCAAGUAAAUGUGACAUGAACAACAUUGUGGCUUUGCAGCACAAAACUUCUCUUAUUGAUUUGUGAAACUCUGAAAAU
Scylla paramamosain (green mud crab) is the source of this 1423-nucleotide messenger RNA. Its product is annotated as putative carbonic anhydrase 5. Bases 102 to 1091 code for a protein of 329 amino acids. NCBI's taxonomy places the organism in Eukaryota, Metazoa, Arthropoda, Malacostraca, Decapoda, Portunidae. Gene Ontology annotation, biological process: one-carbon metabolic process. The transcript has 8 exons. The record is from RefSeq and is a predicted model, not a curated record. Gene Ontology annotation, molecular function: carbonate dehydratase activity; zinc ion binding. Gene Ontology annotation, cellular component: plasma membrane.